Gekko japonicus is the source of this 1617-nucleotide messenger RNA. It is a transcript of the gene KLHL2, whose product is annotated as kelch like family member 2. The record is from RefSeq and is a predicted model, not a curated record. Lineage: Eukaryota; Metazoa; Chordata; Lepidosauria; Squamata; Gekkonidae. Gene Ontology annotation, molecular function: protein binding. The transcript has 13 exons. Bases 20 to 1609 code for a protein of 529 amino acids.
GACAAUAGUAGCUGAAGAUAUGGAAAUUGCGGCUCAUAGAGUUGUGUUAGCUGCUUGCAGUCCGUACUUCCAUGCCAUGUUUACAGGUGAAAUGAGUGAAAGUCAGGCAAAGAGAGUUCGAAUAAAGGAAGUGGAUGGCUGGACCCUGAAGAUGCUCAUUGAAUAUGUUUACACUGCUGAAAUUCAGGUUACAGAAGAAAAUGUACAGGUCCUUCUCCCGGCAGCUAGUUUGUUGCAGUUGCAGGAUGUAAAGAAGAGUUGCUGUGAUUUUCUGGAAACCCAGCUUCAUCCUGUCAACUGUCUGGGCAUUCGUGCUUUUGCUGACAUGCAUGCAUGCACAGACCUACUGAACAAGGCCAACAUAUAUGCAGAACAGCACUUCACUGAGGUUGUACUUGGUGAGGAAUUUCUGAAUCUCGGCGUAGAACAGGUGUGCAGCUUAAUAUCAAGUGACAAACUCACAAUUUCAUCAGAAGAAAAGGUAUUUGAAGCAGUGAUAGCUUGGGUUAACCAUGACAAAGAUGUGAGACAAGAGCUUAUGGCACGUCUCAUGGAACACGUCCGCCUGCCAUUGCUCUCCCGAGAGUAUUUGGUUCAGAGAGUUGAAGAGGAAGCGCUAGUUAAAAACAGCAGUGCAUGUAAGGAUUACCUCAUUGAAGCAAUGAAGUACCAUUUAUUGCCACUUGAGCAAAGAGCUUUGAUGAAGAGUACACGGACCAGGCUAAGAACACCUGCCAGUCUCCCAAAACUGAUGAUGGUGGUUGGAGGACAGGCGCCAAAGGCCAUCCGCAGUGUGGAAUGUUAUGAUUUUAAAGAAGAACGUUGGCACCAAGUUGCUGAGCUACCUUCCAGAAGAUGUAGAGCAGGAGUGGUCUAUAUGGGAGGUCUGGUCUUUGCUGUUGGUGGUUUCAAUGGUUCCUUGAGAGUUCGCACAGUGGAUUCAUACGAUCCAGUGAAGGACCAAUGGACAAGUGUUGCUAAUAUGCAAGACAGAAGAAGCACUUUAGGAGCUGCUGUAUUAAAUGGGCUUCUGUAUGCUGUUGGAGGAUUUGAUGGUAGCACAGGUUUAUCCUCGGUAGAAGCCUAUAAUAUGAAGACUAAUGAGUGGUUUCAUGUGGCUCCAAUGAAUACAAGGAGAAGUAGUGUUGGUGUAGGUGUAGUUGGAGGUAUGCUGUAUGCAGUUGGUGGCUAUGAUGGUGCAUCACGUCAGUGCCUUAGUACAGUGGAGUGCUACAACUAUAGUACAAAUGAAUGGACCUACAUUGCAGAAAUGGGCACUAGGCGUAGUGGAGCAGGUGUUGGUGUCUUAAACAACUGUUUGUAUGCAGUAGGUGGUCAUGAUGGUCCUCUAGUUAGAAAAAGUGUUGAAGUGUUUGAUCCCACCGUCAAUACAUGGAAACAAGUUGCAGAUAUGAAUAUGUGCAGGAGAAAUGCAGGGGUUUGUGCUGUGAAUGGGCUCUUAUAUGUAGUUGGAGGAGAUGAUGGUUCCUGUAACUUGGCAACAGUGGAGUACUAUAACCCAACCACAGAUAAGUGGACAGUUGUAUCAUCCUGUAUGAGUACAGGAAGAAGCUAUGCAGGUGUAACUGUUAUUGACAAACCAUUGUGAGUUGGAGA